This is a messenger RNA of Haliotis rubra (blacklip abalone), 1101 nucleotides long. RefSeq lists its product as uncharacterized. Gene Ontology annotation, cellular component: nucleus. The transcript is spliced from 9 exons. The coding region runs from base 1 to 1098 and encodes 365 amino acids. NCBI's taxonomy places the organism in Eukaryota, Metazoa, Mollusca, Gastropoda, Lepetellida, Haliotidae. The record is from RefSeq and is a predicted model, not a curated record.
AUGUUUCACCAGUCGCCCACCCAUGCUGCCACGCCUGUCCCACGUCGGCGUCCUUGUGUGUUCCACCCUGAGCCCCUGUCCAACCUUCCCACCUCCUACAUCUCUGUCCCCGACCCAGUCCCCGCCUCUGUUUCUGUCAACAUCACCGGCCAAGUUAUUGUGGCUGACACUGACUUUGUGGAGAUAGAUCUGGGCAGUGAGGCAGACACACAACCCCUCCCACCCCAGUCCUUCCUGAGAGCCUUGCUGUCCCGUUUCAUCCGUCUGGCAUGUGUUGCUGAGAAUGGUUCUAACUGGGACCUAAGCUGGUUCUCGGCUCCCUUUGCGCUUAACUGGGACCUUCACGGUGGCUAUCUUCGUAUGAUCAAGAAGUGCACGAACACUGAAUUAACAGUCAUCUGGGAGGUAAAUGCUGCAAGUUCAGCCCAUAGAUCCGGUGCUGACAUGAGGAAAAAAUGGAAUGAGCUGAAAUGUCAAACUAGAAAGAAGGCAAUGUCUCAAAAAAGAGAGCUGGUGAAAACGGGUGGAGGACCUGCACCCCCGCCCAUGUCACAAGUUGAAGAGAAGGUCAUCUCCCUUAUUCCUAAGUGUCAGGUGGAAGGCAUUGUUGGAGGGCUGGAAACUGGAGGGUUUGAAAACGAAAUUAUUCAAAUAUUGGAUGUGCCACAGUCUCCGCUGAUGCAAAGAGGUCUUGAUCUUGUUAAGAUGUAUCUACCAGAGGAAGGACAACUGACAGCAUCAACAUCUAGAGCCACAACAGCAGCGGGUCAGUUCACAGCAGGACCUCGGAACACAACAGAAGCAUCUGCCUCAGCAACCCCAUCAGUUAACCAGCAACUCCCUAUUGAAUCAAAAAGUGAAAAAGUGUCCAGACAGAAGACAACGACUGGAAAUGAAAUCAUACAAAUUGAAAAUAAGAAGCUUCAGGCCAUGAGGGAAUUUUUUGAUGAUGUGUCAUCCAAAUUAGACAACAUUAUUGAUUUACAGAGGCGAAAAUUGCAGUUGGAGGAGGAGAAGAUCAAGAUUCUUAAAUCCACAGAGAACUUGUCUGCCAAAACCCCGUCACCUCGAAAUAUAUUCAAAUUGCUUGAACUAUAAUGU